Molecule: messenger RNA, 3986 nt
Organism: Zophobas morio
Lineage: Eukaryota; Metazoa; Arthropoda; Insecta; Coleoptera; Tenebrionidae
Product: F-box only protein 33
Exons: 7
Coding region: 114-1565 (483 amino acids)
Biological process (GO): positive regulation of protein ubiquitination
Molecular function (GO): protein binding
Source: RefSeq, a predicted model, not a curated record
UUGCCAAUUCGAUUACCAGUCUCCAUUGUUUUUCUUUACGUCAAUCUGCUUAGAACUGUCAUUGUAGUGGAACAUAUGUAAAACUCCUCAAUUCUAUUUAUUAAGUUGUGUUAAUGUUUACCGUCAAAUACAGAUGUGAUACAGAUAUGAACAGUGACAAUUCUGCCUGUUUCGGAGAUUGCCCAAAACCCAAAAAAUCCAAGCCUUCGGAAGAAAUUUGUACCAUACCAUAUUGGGCUCAUUUACCCUCAAUCGUAAUCCACGAUAUUUUUGACCUUUUGAAUAAAUCGGAUCGGCAAAAUGCGUCAAGUGUGUGUAAAAAUUGGAGACAGAACGUCUUUCAUCCAAAGUGGUGGCCUGAGGUCACUUUUAAAAUCCAACCAUACAAUAUCGAUAGAGCCAAAUUUUUUACCUCAGUUUUUGGUAAAAUUGUCUCAGUUGCGAGAGUUCAAGUGAAUACAUUAGCACCGGAAUGCACGGACGAAUUUAUUACACUGUUAGAAGCUUUAAGUGAAAAUAAUAACUUAAAAGAACUGAUUAUCGAACCCACUCAUUGUCAUUUUAACAUCUCAAGAUACCAUAGCAAAUCCAGUUAUAAUAUUCAAAAUGUGAUAAAUAUAUUAAAAAGAUGUCUACCUAACUUGUCCAAGUUCAGUAUUGGUUGCAUCGAGGAUUUUGCUCACUACCUCGACGAGUACUUAAUGAUUUUAGCAAAUCAGCAAUCAGAAAAAGUGACUGUGUUGGGGCUAGCAUCAGUUAAAGAUAAUCCAAAUGAAUACGAAGAUUCAUACUUUGAAUGUGAUUUGAUCAAACCUUUUACGAAUUUAAAGGUAUUAAGCAUAGACUUCGAUCAAUUAUCGGAUAAUUUUCUAAGUUGUUUAGAUGACGCAAAAAAUUUAGAACGUUUAAUAGUGCAUUUACACGGAGUUCGGGAUGGCCACCCAGGCACAACGAAUGCUGCAUGGGCUGACUUUAAAAAUCAGCAUCCAAAAUGCGAAUUAAGACUCACUGUGAUUCAUUCAUAUGACGAAAUUAAAGUUUUACACGAAACCGUUCUCAAAGGGCAAAUGCCGCUGACGCAUUUGAAGGUAUUUUUCUGUGAAAAUAUAAAUAUGGGAGUUUUGGAAUUUCUGCCUGCAUAUUAUACAGAAACGUUGCGAAGUAUUAUGUGGGUUGACUCCCUAAGUAACGGCAAAGAGAGUUGGUCGUUUUUGACAUCGCACUAUGACAACAGUCCGGAUCCGUUGAUUAUGAUGUCGUGGCUGUGCAAGAAAUUGGAAGAAUUGGUGCUCUAUGGUUACAAGUAUUGCGAGGAGAAUCUGGUUGCUAUCGCUAGGCUUCGGGGCGACAAAUUAAAGAAAUUAGAAGUAGCAAAAGAUGAUAUUUUAUUGUCAAAUAGUGACUACAAUCUUUCAUACGGGAACUUUAUGAUUGAUAUUCCACUACAUUUGAAGCAACCGUGGGCACCAACAAAGACUGCGAAUCUCCAUCCCGUCAUACGUAAUCCGACGGCAGGAGAUUCAGACGAGUACUUGUUGCCGAUAGUUCUAGCUGACCUGCACUAGUUAAGUACAACAAUUAAAAAGAACAAAAACACAAAAAUAAUAUUAAUGAAUAAAACAUCUACGUACGACUCAACAAAGAAAAUCUGUUUAGUAUUAUUUCGAAUAUUAUAGUUCAACAACUGCAAAGAUUUUGUACAUAGAAAAAGGACCAUUGUAACCAGGAGUUACACUAUAUUUAAAACGAUUACUACUUAAAAAAAAAAAUCAAAAGAAUGUUGAAGUUUGCGUUCCUUUUUGAGUGUUUCUUUUUUGUUAUCAGUGACUUAAGUUGUUGUGCUAUAAAGAGAAACGUUUUAUGUGAAUGUAUUGUAUGUUUAAGUCUACUUAAUUGGAAGAGCAGCAAUUGCUCGUUGUUUGUGUUAUUCGUCAGCGUAAAAGCACUGAUUUGUUUUCUGUUUUACUCUUUGAUAAUAAUUUUACGUGGAGCUGGAGGAUUAUUGUCACGUUCCAACACCUUUUGAAUUAAUCUCGACAUAAGAAUGACAACUGUUUUUUCAUUAGUUUCUCUAAUAUUUUUCGUUGUAUAAAGUAGCGAUAAGAAGAAAAACAUCUGUGAUAUAAGUAACUCUUACAAAUUCGAUGAAACAACGAUUGUUAACAUAAAAGCAGAUACAUAAUUUCAAAGGAGAUCCAAGUCUUUUGAAACAACUUUCUGCCAAUGUACCUGCCAAGUGUUUUCAAAAAAACAAAAACAAGAAAACGUAACUUGUUGCUGUCGUUACCAACCAAUCGACAAAUUACUCAGUUAACGGCAACGCAGAGACAAGAACUGAUCUAUCUAUAUCUAAAGAAGUUAACAAUCGAAUAAGAGUGUGAAUGUCAUUGCAGUGUUCCAACAAUGCGAUAAUGCAUUUUAUUUUUUUAAUAUGUUGUGCUUGUGAUAAGUUUCAUUUUUAACAAGAAGUAUUAUUAUGUUGGUCUGUAACUUAUUUGUUGCUGAUUACGUAAGAGCAACAAACACCAACGUGUUUAUUUUUUAAUGAGAUUUGUAUGUUUAAAAGACACGUCACAUCGAGAUCGCUGUUAUCGGAAAGGUGCUGUUCCUAUAUUUACAUCAUACGACCAAUUUAAAGAAAACAAGAAUCCGUGGGUUUAGACCAUCUAAAUUGCCAUUCCAAUACCUUAUUCCGUAGGAUAAUUAGCUGUGAAAUGAUAAUCUAUAGCGUGUUUUCUGUUCGAAUUUUCUGGAAGAUACAUCAGUUUGACUGUGAUAGCAAAAUUCUCCUUCUUUAACGGUAUCACACAAAUGCAUUUGCUCUGAUCCUUGAGAACAGAAAACGGACGCUGAUGUGUGUAUAUAAGAAGCUGUUAAGAUCAAGUACCUGAAUAUCAAGUGAUUAUAGCGAAAAUUAGCCUGCUAUUGUAACUCUUAACCCUAGUCCAAAGCGUUGAAUAUUGAAUAAAAAUCUUUAUUAUGUAAUAUAGAAUGUGUGAAUGGAUGAUUAGAGCUUCCCCGGCGCACUCCCGAACACCCGUGGGAUUGCGAAACGGUCGAUGAGGAGUUGAAUUUUUACGUUGUUAACAGGAGCUUCCAGAGGUGUUUGAGGAAGUGCGCUCGCCGGGAAUAGAUUGUUUGAAGUUAAGUUGCCAUCUUAUCAUGAAACUAUCUGUGAUGUACAGGCGGACACAUUGUUAACAGCGUACAUAUGUUAAACAGCGCUCAAAUGUUACAAUGUAGGUCUCACCAGCCUUAGCAUAAAUUCCACUCAUGCUAACGCUAAAUAAUAUUUAAAGAAUACAUGUGUUGUCUGUAAAGUAUAUAUCGAACGACGCAAUGAAAAUCGAUAUUUUAUCAAAACAAACGAAAACGUGUAGACAAUAAAAUGGCUAGCGAGGCAACACUGCACGAUCGAGCUGUCCCUCGUAUGAUCAAGGUCAGGGACGUCAAAAAUAGUCAUUUCCGUGAUUUUAUCGUUUCUACCGCUUACGUUAACAUUAUGACUACAAUUUUUUUAUAGAAUGUUCUUUCCGUAUUUUUGUAACCUAUAUACAAGUUUUGUUCAGUUAUGUUCAGGCACUGCGAUGUUUAUGAAGCAGUUGUCAAAGUCUUAAUUGUAAUAAGUCUAAUAAGUCUAGCACUGUUUGUUUAUUCUUCUUUUAAUUAUUGCACUGUCUUUAACAUUCAACGCGAUCGACUGACUUUGUCGUCUAUUCGUUGACGACAAACUCGGUUUCGCAUCGUUUUGAAUAUAAUUAUUGUUAUCGAGAAGAAAUCCUUUUUAGAAUAGUGUUAGUGUAGCAUGAGAAUUAUAAAAUGUAGAUUGAUUUUAUGAUGCAAAAAGAAAUUUAUAAAUGUACUCUUUCAGUGUUAUAAAAUGUUUCAAAUUUAAUCUUUAAUCAGUAUGUUAUAUCAAAGAAAUAAUUAUAUUCCGUUUUGAAUGUAACAUGUAACUUGAAUUGGUUAAUAAACAUUUGGUAUCU